CUUGAAAGGAACACAUGAUAAAAACCAGUUGUAAAGUCCGGUCCCUGAAGGAUCUUGGUCUAGUAUUCUUCAAAUCCUUAAAGUUCUUAAAUUUCUGCAGGAUUUCAUUAAAUUAAACAAACCCCAGAUUUUAUUUUCACCUUGUUAUUCUCAAGGAUUUCAAGAAAGGAUCCCAAAAAAUGUCUGCAAAUGGAACUGACAACUCAGCUUCUAAGAAGCCUCCAAGUCCAUCUCCUUUGAGAUUUUCCAAGUUUUUUCAGACCAACAUGAGAAUUCUGGUUACUGGAGGAGCUGGAUUCAUUGGCUCCCACCUAGUGGACAAGUUGAUGGAGAACGAAAAGAAUGAGGUUAUUGUUGUUGAUAACUACUUUACUGGCUCCAAGGACAACUUGAAGAAAUGGAUUGGUCACCCAAGAUUUGAACUUAUUCGUCAUGAUGUCACUGAGCCGUUGCUAGUUGAAGUUGAUCAGAUAUACCAUCUUGCUUGCCCAGCUUCUCCGAUUUUCUACAAAUACAAUCCUGUGAAGACAAUAAAGACAAAUGUGAUUGGUACAUUGAAUAUGUUGGGACUUGCAAAGCGUGUUGGAGCGAGGAUUUUGCUUACCUCGACUUCAGAGGUGUAUGGAGAUCCUCUUGAGCAUCCCCAGAAUGAGAGCUAUUGGGGAAAUGUUAACCCUAUUGGAGUUAGGAGCUGCUAUGAUGAGGGAAAAAGAGUAGCUGAAACGUUGAUGUUUGAUUACCACAGGCAGCAUGGCAUAGAGAUUCGGAUUGCUAGAAUUUUCAACACUUAUGGACCACGCAUGAAUAUAGAUGAUGGUCGUGUUGUCAGCAAUUUCAUUGCCCAAGCAAUCCGUAAUGAGCCUUUGACUGUUCAAUUACCUGGAACACAGACAAGGAGUUUCUGUUAUGUCUCAGAUAUGGUUGAUGGCCUUAUUCGACUUAUGGAGGGAGAGAACACCGGGCCAAUCAACAUUGGGAAUCCAGGUGAAUUCACAAUGCUUGAACUUGCAGAGGCUGUGAAAGAGCUUAUCAAUCCUGAGGUGCAAAUAUCAAUGGUUGAAAACACUCCUGAUGAUCCUCGUCAAAGGAAGCCAGACAUAACCAAAGCAAAGGAGCUGCUAGGAUGGGAACCAACAGUCAAAUUGCGCGAUGGACUUCCUCUUAUGGAGGAGGAUUUCCGUCAGAGGCUUGGCGUCCCCAGGAAGAACUGAUUGCAGUUAUAUUUUACAAAUUCACAGUGCUGGGGGCAAGCUGAUGCCCCAGUUAGAGUAGAAAAUACAGAUAAAAUGCUAUUAUCUCCUUCCUUUAGUCAGUUCCAAUAUAUAAUCUUCAUGAACAAUAAUGGCAUCAGUUUCUUUACAGUUUAGUCAUUGUGGAUUGGUAAUUGGAUUAAUGAAAAGAAGCUUUUGUUC
Molecule: messenger RNA, 1412 nt
Organism: Durio zibethinus
Lineage: Eukaryota; Viridiplantae; Streptophyta; Magnoliopsida; Malvales; Malvaceae
Product: UDP-glucuronic acid decarboxylase 6-like
Biological process (GO): D-xylose metabolic process
Cellular component (GO): cytoplasm
Molecular function (GO): UDP-glucuronate decarboxylase activity; NAD+ binding
Source: RefSeq, a predicted model, not a curated record